Acanthoscelides obtectus is the source of this 891-nucleotide messenger RNA. NCBI's taxonomy places the organism in Eukaryota, Metazoa, Arthropoda, Insecta, Coleoptera, Chrysomelidae. The record is from the annotation of a GenBank genome assembly.
AUGUUUGAAUCCGGCCAAGAUUUUGUGUUUCAGCAAGAUGGUGCAGCGUGCCAUACCUCACAAAAGGCUAUAAAAUGGAUGGAAGAAAAUAAUGUACCACUUUUGAAAUGGGUUUCUAGCAGUCCAGAUCUGUCACCUAUUGAAACUUUAUCAUUUUCGCGCCAUAAUUUAUUACAACUUCAGAGACAAUUACCGCAACAAGAAUGCCUUGCUGAGUUACUGUCUGUUUUCGGCAACGAAGCGCCACAACAGUCGACAAUUUCCCGUUGGUAUGGAGAAUUCAAAAGUGGACGGGUGAGUCUUAGCGACGAUCCCAGGGUGGGUGCACCAAAAACGGCAGUCAUCCAGGAAAACGUCGAUGCUAUUGAGGCGUCCUUGAAGAUCUCAAAGACCUCAAUUCAAAAAAUUUUAGAUGAAGAAUUAGGAGUAAGAAAAUUGGUUUCUCGUUGGAUACCCCACCUGUUGACUGAAGGGCAGAAAGCAGCCAUGUCGGCUGUUUGGGUUUUCCAAGAUGAAGAAAAGCCAACAAAAGUCAUCCGUUCUCGAAGUGUUUCGAAAAAGAUGGUUGCGACAUUUGUGUCAAAAGCGGGUCAUAUUGCAUCAAUUCCUCUUAAUGAGCAAAGAACUGUUACUGCGGAUUGGUAUACCACCAUUUGUUUGCCAAAAGUCAUCACCGAGCUUCGAAAAAUCAACCCCGAAAGAAGAAUCAUCCUCCAUCAAGCCAAUGCAAGCUCGCACACAGCCCAAAAAACAAGGCAGUAUUUAACGGAAGAAAACGUGGAAUUAUUGGACCAUCCUCCAUAUAGUCCCGAUCUAAGUCCUAACGAUUUCUUUACUUUCCCGAAAAUUAAAAACAGACUGCGUGGUUCCAGUAUUGCAGUUGAUGAGUGA